Hipposideros armiger (great roundleaf bat) is the source of this 3361-nucleotide messenger RNA. It is a transcript of the gene EMCN, whose product is annotated as endomucin. The transcript is spliced from 10 exons. Bases 1 to 543 code for a protein of 180 amino acids. The record is from RefSeq and is a predicted model, not a curated record. Lineage: Eukaryota; Metazoa; Chordata; Mammalia; Chiroptera; Hipposideridae.
AUGACCUUCAAAAACACAAGUCCUAAAAGAGCCACAGCCAAUGAUGCCACAAAGAAUCAGCUCAACACCACAGAAGAAACAGUGACAAAUGUUCCACUUUCAAAUUUUGUUUCAACAGUACAAAGUUCUCAACACAAGACUGAGAAUGAGAGCUCCAUCAAAACAACAAAAAGACCAGUUAGCUCUCCACAACCAGAUGCCUCACCCUCUGAAACCAGUACAUCACCCUCAGUAUCAGCAGCAAUGACAGAAAACAUCUCACAGUCUCAAGGCACUGAGAAUGCAAAAAAUUCAAGCUCUUCUUCAACCAGCCCCUCCUAUUCCAGUAUUAUUUUGCCUGUGGUCAUUGCUUUGAUUGUAAUAACACUCUCAGCAUUUGUUCUGGUGGGUUUGUAUCGAAUGUGCCGGAAGACAGACCCAGGCACGCCAGAAAAUGGAAAUGACCAACCUCAGUCUGAUAAAGAGAGUGUGAAGCUUCUCACUGUUAAGACAAUUUCUCAUGAAUCUGGUGAGCACUCUGCACAAGGGAAAACCAAGAACUGACAGCUUGAUGGAUCCUCCCACACCUGGGCAGUAAAUAUGCUUAAUCUUCAGCUUCUAUGCUCGAGGGGUAGAAAGAGAGAAAGCCCUGUGAAAUUGAUCCUGACUUCCAAUCCUGCUCCGCCAGUCUGCACCAGUCUCCUGUCCCAAAAAAAGUGAUGCCCGGAUGACAGGCAAUAAUCUGGUAGAAUCCAAAAGAAUCUUGGGCCCCUGUCCUUUGAGACAUGAAAAAGCACAUUCCUACAUUUGAUAGGAAUAUUCUCAGGAGAGGGAAUUCUAGAAAGGGCAUUUGUGAGCAGUUAACCUGACAAGCCCAGGCAUGUGGGCUUACUGAUGACAUGACCUUCCUUUGAGUUUAAAGUUUCCAGAGAUGACCGUUUUUACCCAUGGGGUCUUUCCUACUUUCUUGGUGUUCUUAUAUUAUCUAAUGUUUGUAUUUAUUGUUUUCUACUAUAGUAAUGCAGAGAAAAUUUGCAAGUGUAUUAUUAAAUGUUAGGUAGAAAUCACAAUGUGCCACUUUGUACAUAAAGAUACUUUAUUCAUAUUUUCAUGUUACUUUUAAUAAAUAAUUACUGUAUCAACACACUAAAAAUAUCAUAAUGUGAAUGUAAAAAUGGUAGUGGUAUUGUCCUCUCAUAAUUAUGAAUAUUUUUAUUGAUUAUUAAAACAUGAGGACUCAGUAAUUAAAGGUAUCUGUAAUAAGUGAGAAAGGGACUAAGAAUUCUCAUAUCAGACCCUGGUAGAGGGAAGUCGUACCAUUUCUUUGGUCUUUCCACUUGUAAUUCACACUAUGUGACAAGGAUAGAAGGGCAUUUGUGACACAUUGAACUGCAUUCAUUAACAAGAUAACAAACAAGAUUGAGAUUUUUUUUCAAAAUCCUUUUUGUUAAUACUCUCUGUGCAUUUUUUAUUUCUUUUAAAAAUGUAAUGAUUUGUUCUAGCAAUUGUUAGGAAAUCUCCAGUUUGUAGAAACCAGCACUUCAUAAACACAUAAUUGUGAUAUUACCUUUCAGUGUAUCCCUUUCCUGGAAACACCAUAUGAUUAGAGCUGCCACUCUACCAGGAGCACACUCUCCUGUUGAAAGCUGACUGAUCAACCUUGACCACUUCUUUGGCACAUACAAUCAAAACGUCAUGUUGGUUGCAGUUUUGUGAAAAGCUUUGAAGCUGAUAAGCUGCCAGGGGCAGCUUUUUAACUUUUAUGAUUACCUAAGCUGAUUUCGAUGCUAAACCAUCUUAGUGAUGUGAGGGCAGUAUAGGGGAGACAGAACGGUGUACAUAAAACUGCCUCUUAAAAUUUCUUUUGUUGCAAUGUAUUUGAAAGCUUUUAGCUUUAAGGAUUAUAUAAAUAAUCAUCUUGGUUUCGGCUUCCUGAUGUCUCAACUAUUUCUAAUCAAGGACACCAAGCAAACAUAUCUAUAUUUCUGAGUAGUGUCUCCUUAUGUUUCUUUGAGAAGAAAGAUGAGGAAUUGGGGGAAAAAGAAAAAUAAGAGGGUAGAGAAAAUGGCCAGGAUUUCCAACACACACACUUUCCCUUGAGAGGUGUUUGUCCAUGCUUAAUUCCAACCUAGAAGUCUUUUAGAGUGCAGCAGUGGCUGCAGCAUGCCAAUCAUGGGGCACUUGUCCUCAAAAGAAAAAGAUUCCAACACCCCUAGCAUGCUUUACUGAGCUCCUCAGCAGACACCUUGUUACACAGGAUGUAUUGCAAAGACACAAACUCUUCUGCAAUUUAAAUUACUGCAAGCAAUAUGUUAUUCUGGCUUCUAGAAAAACCAUUUCCUUGACUUUUCAUAAGCACUGUUAGAAGGGUUUAUAACAAUCAGAAGGAGGGAAAGCUUUUUAAUAGUCAUGAAAGAAUGAAAUCCAUUCUAAUUCAAGAACUGUACAUAAAGAAUAUGCUUUAUGCUAACAACUAUAGCAUUAAAUCUUUAAAAAGUCAAAGGGAUAAGUGGGCUGAGGAAUUUGUGGAGAUAUUCAUAGUGAUUUGUAGCAUCAAUCUCAGAGGUAAUGUCUUAAAUUUUAUAAGUCAACUUAAACUUCUGUUGAAAUAGAGUAUUUUGUUACCAAGACAAAAUUAUCAUCACUAAUUAAAUGUUUUUUUAAAUUAUUUGAUUUAGAUGACUUUCUAUGCCUGACUUUCCAUAAGCUUUUUAUUCUGAUAUGCAGUUCACAUGUGGCUGCAGCAAAAUGAGUGUAUUCAGAUCAAAGGCAAACUUUUCUACGUGUUUGUUCUGCAUGACAAUAUGAAUAUAAUUUAAGUCUAUCAAUAGUCAAAACACAAACAAGAGCUAAUUAACUGGCACUGUUGUCAUCUGAGAGUCAGCGGAUGUUGUUGGCUGACACACUAGCUGUGAUCAGCCAGCAGAAAAGACUUCUAAAUUCCCCUUGCUGAGCUAAAAUAUUCCAUUACACUUCUAUCAAAUCUGUGUCUUAUUUCUUGUCUACCUGCCAUACUUAAGUUCAUGAGGAUCAACUAAGGACAUUAACUAACCCUCAACAAUAAACCUGCUAGCUUUCUCUGAUAUUUCUCUGUUGAACUCUAUUUAUGAUCAUUCAAGAUUUUGGGGCGUUCUAAAAAGAAACCUGGAUAUGUCUUUUAAAAGUUGUGUUUUGAGUGACGAAGUCUCAAGACUAUGAAACUGUUAAUUUUUGCUUAAUGUUAAAGAUACCCAUCAUAGUGAUUAAUUAAAUGAUAGGUACCCUGAAAUGAGAAUUUGUCAUGGAUUAUCUACAAAUCUUUCCUUAAAAUUUUCCCCAUAAACAAUCUUGUUUAAGAAUUCUUGUGUUCCAUUAAAUGAGUAUACUUUGUCAUUGCUUCAAA